This is a messenger RNA of Hemibagrus wyckioides, 747 nucleotides long. RefSeq names its product lactose-binding lectin l-2-like. Bases 82 to 618 code for a protein of 178 amino acids. The record is from RefSeq and is a predicted model, not a curated record. Gene Ontology annotation, molecular function: signaling receptor activity. The transcript is spliced from 8 exons. NCBI's taxonomy places the organism in Eukaryota, Metazoa, Chordata, Actinopteri, Siluriformes, Bagridae.
AUAUAAGCAUCACCACUUACCUUAAUUUGUUAUAUCAAGUAAGAAAAGACUGCUGAUUAGAUUGCAUCAAAAUUUAGAACUAUGGCUUGUCAGACCAAAGUGGUGAUGCUUCUUAUUCUCGCCACAGUAGCUUUGGAUAAUGUGGUGAACACUUUAUCAGCGGCCGAUUUUGAUGACCUUGUGAAAGCUGCCGAACAUCAAGUAAAAAGCAGAGGUUACUCAAGCUGUCCAUUUGGCUGGGUGAAAUAUGGCGGACGUUGCUUCACAUAUCAGGCCCACAGUUUGGACUGGGCUUCGGCUGAGAUACAUUGUCUGAAUCGUGGUGGACACUUGGUCUCGAUACACAGUGAAGAUGAAUAUCAGCUGGUUAAGGCUGUUAUCCGUGCUCAUGACCAUGAUGAGAAUCCAACAUGGAUCGGCCUCAAUGGCUGUCAGAAGACAUAUAACUUUUUUUGGUCUGAUGGCACCAAAUUGACUUUUACUAAGUGGAAUCCAUAUGAACCAAAUGCUAGAUUUGGAGAGUGCUGUGUGCAUAUAAACUGGCCUGGCAGUAAGAACUGGAAUGACAUUCCAUGUCACAGAAGCUAUCCCUUUGUGUGUGCCAAGAAAAUUCACUGAAAUGCUUCCAGCCUUUUCAACAAUGAUAGAAAAUAUUUCCCUAUCACUGAUCUAUUCAUAAAAAAACAAAAAAACAAAAAACAUUCAAGUUACUGGAAUUUGAGCAAUUAAUAAAAUGUGCUAAUCUUA